AGAAAUGAAAUGAAAUAAUUUCUAUGUUUGACUUAUUACACGCUUACCUACUCUUCAACUUUAAACAGGCAGAGGAGCUCUAUAAGUGUGUAAUGAGAAUUACAGACUUUUAGGAGAGGUGCCCAGAGCCGAGGAUAAACAAGGUUUCUCGUGCCUUGAGAUAUUUAGAACUCCGCAAGAAACAGGAAAUGGCAGAAAAAGCAGAGGACCACCCUCCUCCCAAGAGACAGGAUAUGGCAGAGGAAGCAAAGGACCAUCCUCCUCCCAAGAAACAAGAAAUGGCAGAGGAAGCAAAGGACCAUCCUCCUCCCAAGAAACAGGAAAUGACAGAAAAAGCAGAGGACCAUCCUCCUCCCAAGAAACAGGAAAUGACAAAAGAAGCAGAGGACCAUCCUACUCCUAAGAAACAGGAAAUGACAGAAGAAGCUGAGGACCUUCCUCCUCCCCCAUCAGGAGCAAAGUAUAGUGGGACAUUAUACGAUGAAGAGGAAAUCUUAGAAGAAUCGCUGAAGCCCAUAUCGAUCAAAUACCUUGAGGAGGAUCUGUUGAAAAUAUUGCACGAAGAUAUUCCAGAUGCCCUUUACGCAGAUGGAUUGGCAAAGAACGUGAUUCGAUGGCGCAAAGAAAAGAAUAUCCCAGAGGACCAUAAUAUCUAUGAACCGCUAGCUGAACUCAAGUGCGGCGCAUGCGUCAGCGUCUUCAACACCUCAUUUCAGGCGAUAAACUUCUAUUCACAAGACCCCGAGGACCAUAAGCUGACGGCGGCAUUACUGAAGACUCAUUUGAUCGAUUGGGGUUCGACAAAAAUCAACUGUGUGUUGGACGGUGUGCCAGAAAAGCUGACACCGAUGGUAAAUCAGAUAGUUUCCGUGAAGAAUUUGGAGAAACAUUUCUCCAUCAAAACCGAAAUGUACUGGAUGGACAAAGAGCGAGCCAGAAAUUUGAAGAUAGAGUGUCCAUCAAGUGUCCGUCUGGAGCGGCUGACCACUAAACAAGUUGAUUAUUUAGAUCGCUACUGGCCUCACAAAUUCGAAGGCUCCAAGGAAUAUCUGCAUACCUUGCUGCAGCGAAACCUUAGCAUGGGUGUAUUCCAACCUUUUGCAAAACAUCCUGUGGCAUGGGCUGUGUGCUCUCAUUCCUCUGCUAUUACAAUGCUGUUUACUUUGGAGACACAUCGGGGGAAAGGUUAUGCGCGACUUCUUUGUACGGCGAUAGCUCGUAAGCUUGGCGAGAUGGAUAUAGACCCUCGUGCUACUGUCCUGGAUGAUAAUCAGGCUUCGAAAAUUCUUUUCAUUACGCUUGGUUACAAAACGGGGGGCUAUUUCUAUUAUAUAGGACUCAGGUCGAAGCUAAAAGAGGGUAUGUGGAGGUACACCCCUGAUCCUGUAAAUCCCUUUUAUUACUCUGAGAAUAGGGAGGCUUUCACACCCAAGGGGAAAAGAGGGAAAUAAUAUGUUGAUACCAGUUUAACUUUUCAGCUCUGGCAAUCUGAAGGAAUUAGUCAGUUGGCAAGCGCAGAUGAAAGAGGAGGUAUAUUGUAAAUCUUGUCUAAACGAAACUAAUUGAAGCAGAUUAUUAAUGUAAGAUUCUGCAUUUUUUCAAGAAUUUACCAUAAGAUUCAGAUCUUAUACAGACAUUUCGACUAGGUUUUGCAAUGAGGGACUGCAAAAUCUGGCUUAUCUGUAGAAUGACCCAUCUGCGUAUGGAAACUAACAGUAUAUCGUUGCGGUGUCUGAAAAUCUCACACCCCAAUAUCAUUUAUUCAAAUAAGAAAAAAUUGACAGCAUUCCUUGAAGUUUUUGCAGAAUUUUCUUCGCACAGAGAAAUAAAAUCACAGCAGUUUUAAAGAAU
Bemisia tabaci is the source of this 1851-nucleotide messenger RNA. RefSeq lists its product as uncharacterized. The record is from RefSeq and is a predicted model, not a curated record. Gene Ontology annotation, molecular function: acyltransferase activity, transferring groups other than amino-acyl groups. NCBI's taxonomy places the organism in Eukaryota, Metazoa, Arthropoda, Insecta, Hemiptera, Aleyrodidae.